CCCAACACCAAAUUAAUUUUACAACUCUCUAUCCUCUAGAGAGAGAAAGUAGCUAAUUGAGUUGAGACAUCUACUCCUGUUAAGCUGUUUCUUCGGAAUCCGUGACGCCGUUGCUCUCGUUUUCCCAUCAUCUCAACCAAAGUGGAAACUAUUUCAGCUUUUCUUAACAAAACUUGGUCAUCUGCUCAGAUUUUCCAGGGUUUUGUAUUUCGCUGUAAUUACGUUGAUUAUUUAGCUGGAUGCAUUGUGUAUUGUACAUCUAUCUGUGUGAGAGUGUUUGAUUGGGGAUUUCUAGCUAAUUUUUAGUCCAAAAGAGGAAAGGUGCUCGUGUUGUCUCAGCUAUGGCGAAUUGGGGCUCAGUUUCUCAGCAGCAGCAGCAUGGUUUUUCAGCUGAAGGGGUUUCUGGUAAGGAUGCGUUGUAUGAGGAGCUAUGGAGGGGUUGUGCAGGGCCUUUGGUGGAUGUUCCUAAGUCUGGAGAAAGAGUUUACUAUUUCCCACAAGGUCACAUGGAGCAGUUGGAGGCAUCUACAAAUCAGGAAUUGAAUCAAAGGAUACCGAUGUUCAAUUUGCCUCCGAAGAUCCUUUGCCGAGUUUUCAACAUUCAGUUACUGGCUGAAAAAGACACCGAUGAAGUUUAUGCACAAAUUACUUUGAUGCCAGAAUCAGAUCAAAGCGAGCCAAGAAGUCCGGAUAGUCCUAUUGAUGAGCCUCCUAGACCUGCAGUUCAUUCGUUCUGCAAAGUUUUGACUGCUUCUGAUACCAGCACGCAUGGUGGAUUUUCUGUCCUUCGUAAACACGCAAAUGAGUGCCUCCCUCCAUUGGAUAUGAGCCAGCAGACUCCAACACAGGAAUUGAUUGCCAAGGAUCUACAUGGAAAUGAAUGGCAAUUCAAGCAUAUAUUUAGAGGUCAACCUAGGAGGCAUUUGCUAACUACAGGAUGGAGUACAUUUGUCACUUCUAAGCGUAUAGUCGCUGGUGACUCUUUUGUAUUUCUGAGGGGAGAGACUGGGGAAUUGCGCGUUGGGGUCAGACGCCAUGCUCGCCAACAGAUUUCCAUACCAUCUUCAGUGAUAUCGAGUCAAAGCAUGCACCUGGGAGUGCUUGCUACAGCAUCACAUGCUGUCAUGACUCAGACCAUCUUUGUUGUUUAUUACAAGCCAAGGACUAGUCAGUUCAUCAUAGGCCUGAACAAAUAUCUAGAAGCCAUUAAUCAUGACUUUGGAGUCGGCAUGAGAUUCAAGAUGCGUUUUGAGGGAGAUGAUUCUCCUGAGAGAAGGUUCUCAGGAACAAUUGUUGGGGUUGAAGAUAUGUCGCCUCACUGGAAUGAUUCAAAAUGGAGAACAUUGAAGGUUCAAUGGGAUGAACCAGCAUCCAUCCCAAGGCCAGAAAGGGUUUCUCCAUGGGAGAUAGAGCCAUUUGUUGCAUCAAUACCUCCAACCCUAGUCCAGCCACCUACCAUGAAGAAUAAAAGGCUUCGGCCACAUAUUGAAAUCGCUGCUCCUGAAACUAUAACUUCAAGCGCAUCACCUACAUGGAACCUGGCUCAUGAUGGCCAUCAAAUAAAUCACAGUUUUGAAGGACUAAGAAGCAGCUGCAUCACUAAUUCGCAUACUAAACAAACAGAUGCUGGCGUCACACCUAUGAAACACCGCAAUGAUGGUCCAUCAACCACUCAUAUGGAUGUAGGGUGGAAACCUCCCGUUCAUGUGCAUGCUGAAGAAACUGAAGAGAGUAAAAGUGCUUCAGUUUGGUCGGUUAUUUCAAACCAUUCAGCUCCAAACUCAGGAAGACAGUUUAGUUCCCCUACCACUGGAUGUACUGAUGUGAGGAAACCAGAUGCUUUGGCAUCAUGCAGAUUGUUUGGGUUUGAUUUGAAGAGGCCAUCAGUAGCUCCUUCAAGAUUAGCUGAUAUACCAAAGGAUAAUAGUGAACUACACAUCUCAAGUGCACUAUCCUCAGCUGAUUCAGAACAAAAAUCUAGUGUUUCAAAGGAGUUUAGAGACUCGAGGCAAGAUCAGUUGCAAGUACCAACAAAGGAGGUUCAGAGUAGACAGAGCAACUCCUCCAGAAGCCGCACCAAGGUGCAAAUGCAAGGGGUUGCUGUUGGUCGAGCAGUGGAUUUGACAACUUUGAAUGGAUACGAUAAUCUUAUAACUGAGUUGGAAGAAAUGUUUGAGAUUAAGGGGGAGCUGCAGUCACGAAAUAAAUGGGAAAUUGUGUUUACGGAUGAUGAAGGAGACAUGAUGCUUGUGGGCGAUGAUCCGUGGCCAGAAUUCUGCAACAUGGUCAGGAGAAUUUUCAUCUGUUCUAGCCAGGAUGUCAAGAAAAUGAAAGCAAACAAGCUCCAAUAG
Salvia hispanica is the source of this 2351-nucleotide messenger RNA. Its product is annotated as auxin response factor 9-like. Gene Ontology annotation, molecular function: DNA binding. Gene Ontology annotation, cellular component: nucleus. Gene Ontology annotation, biological process: response to hormone; regulation of DNA-templated transcription. NCBI's taxonomy places the organism in Eukaryota, Viridiplantae, Streptophyta, Magnoliopsida, Lamiales, Lamiaceae. The record is from RefSeq and is a predicted model, not a curated record.